GAGGACCAACGAAAGUGCCCCCACCCUAGGUUAGAGCGGAAACCUCUUAAAUACUCUGCUUCAUUCUCUCUGCUGGACAUAACACUGUCUUUGCCUGCUAUUUGUGCAUCAGUAUGUGUCAAAAAAAGGUGAUGCAGACAAUAAUUUUCGCGGCGGUGUUGGUGUGUGCUGUAGCGAGGCCGGAGCCUCCAUCGUCGUAUGGUCCCCCGGCGACAUCAUACGGGGUACCUGCCCCGCAGUACGGUCCCCCUCAACAACCGAUUGUUCACAAACAUGUCUACGUCCACGUUCCUCCUCCCGAUAACGAAGUGCCCAAACCCCAGAAGCAAAUAUACGUGCCUCCUCCACAAAAACACUACAAAAUAGUGUUCAUCAAAGCACCGACACCGCCAACGCCGACCGCACCUGUUAUUCCAGUACAGCCUCAGAACGAAGAAAAGACACUUGUAUAUGUGUUGGUUAAAAAGCCUGAGGAUCAACCUGAUAUUGUGAUUCCUACACCUGCCCCGACACAGCCUUCCAAGCCGGAGGUCUAUUUCAUCAGAUAUAAGACACAGAAACAAGACGGUUACCCUGCUGCAGCGCCUCCAGCUUCUCAAUACGGUCCACCCGCUUCAGCUCCAUCUUCUGAAUACGGCGCUCCUUAAAAAUAAAUAAAAUUCAAAUACGCUUUCCUUAGAAUACCUUUUAGCGUAAGUAGGAAAACCAAAAAUAUGUAUAUAUUUCUAUUUUUAUAUUUAGUAUAUGCUAAGUUUGUUGACCGUGACCGCAAAACGAUAGACUGCAGUUAGUUUGUUUCAUUUUUUAAACAACUUAGUUUUUGCCUCCAAAAAUUUAAACUUUCAAAAGACUAUCUAAAUAUCGAAGUAUUUUCUUUGCAUUCGAAGCUCUGAUUACGUAGAUGGCAUAACUUCAUCAACUAUAACACAAAUUAACCCAAAAGUAUCGUGUGGUAGUAAAUACAAAAAUAUAUUAUCUGUGAUAUAAGAAAUAAGGGCUUAAUGAUUUAAUACACAAGUUUUCAAGAUUUCAAAAUUCGACUAUUUCAGAUUUAUAUUAUUUGAAUUUAUGUAUUGGAAUUUAUUUUAUUUAUUGUUUAUGUAUUGGAAACCUAUACAUACACAGUCGAACGAGUAAAGCCAAUUGCUUAUAGAUAGUUUAUUAGUUCAAUGGGUCAUGCGGGUACAAUCAUUAUAAAGAAACAUCAGCUUCAGCUUGAUUGUAUCAAUUUCUUGUGCAUAAUGCAAAAUAUAUUUUCUUGUAAAUACACUUUUUUAUAUCUAAUCGUUGAAAAUAUAAUAAAAUGUUGAUAUUAA
Pieris rapae (cabbage white) is the source of this 1316-nucleotide messenger RNA. It is a transcript of the gene TwdlE, whose product is annotated as pollen-specific leucine-rich repeat extensin-like protein 1. Lineage: Eukaryota; Metazoa; Arthropoda; Insecta; Lepidoptera; Pieridae. The record is from RefSeq and is a predicted model, not a curated record. The transcript has 3 exons. Bases 114 to 647 code for a protein of 177 amino acids.